ACGCAGAAGCGGAAGAGACGUGGCACAUAAACACAGAGAAGAAGGUUCACUGAUGACAAGCUUCUGGAGCCGCCUUCCAUGUGAAUUUAACAAGGAAGCUUAAAUGACAGCUGCUAAACGUUACCUAAAGCCAACGGGAUUUCUUUAAUGUCUGAGUGACAGCGCAGGUGGCUAUGGGUCUCUGCAAGUGUCCGAAGAGAAAGGUGACCAAUUUAUUCUGCUUCGAACAUCGCGUGAAUGUGUGCGAGCAUUGCCUCGUCUCCAACCACAACAAGUGUAUCGUGCAGUCAUAUCUGCAAUGGCUUCAGGACAGCGAUUACAACCCCAACUGUGCUCUCUGCAACACUCCACUGACUGCACAAGACACUGUCAGACUGGUCUGCUAUGAUGUGUUUCACUGGUCAUGUCUUAAUACCUUGGCAACACGGCUGCCCCUCCAUACGGCCCCAGCAGGAUACCAGUGCCCCACCUGUCAGGGUCCAGUGUUCCCCCCUUCCAACCUGGCCAGCCCGAUUGCUGAUGUGCUGAAGGAGCAGCUGUCAUCUGUUAAUUGGGCGAGGGCUGGUUUAGGGCUGCCACUGAUUGAAGAGCCCAUCGGAGUCCAUGAGGCGUCCACAGCUAAUGAUGUCACUGAUUACACAGACUGGUCAACCUUUGAUGCACAAGAACAAAGUAACAUAUACCCCAGCCACUCUUACAAUACCAGCCUCAGCCCACCACCUAAUUCUGUCUCAGCUCCAGCACAAGAAGACCUUGGAGGUCCACAUAAAAAUGGGGAUCCAAAUAAGCAGGAGCACUCUGUGAUCAACUUCACCACUGCCACCACCUGCGACACUAUCACGAUACACACAGCAUCAUCACCACGAAAGAUCUACGACACACGAGACAUCGCCCACAGCUCGGUCACACAGAUUGACUUUGAUGAUGACAAGUACCGGCGGCGACCAGCGUUGAGUUGGUUUGCUCAGAUUCUCAAGAACCGCACAGGUGGAAAGCGGACAUCCCUGUCCUGGAAACAGCGGGUCUUCAUGCUUCUCUUGGUCGGAGUUCUGGGAUUCUUCACGUUGAUAAUCAUCAUGGCUAAACUUGGACGUGCCUCGGCCGGCUCAGACCCUAAUUUAGAUCCUCUUCUUAACCCCAACAUCCGUGUGGGGAAAAACUGAUAACAAGCAAUGAUCCCUUCUUUUUCCUUGAGUGUUCCAUAACAUAAGCCUGUGUAGACGAGCUGAAAUGGGACUCUCCAGUACAGGGUUGGCCCAGCAGAGGGAGCGGUUUACCCAACUUGAAGAGGCUGUUGUUAGAGUGGAGGCAGGCCCUGGUUCCAUUUAUUUACUUCAGGCUGUAGGAACACAACAGGGCCCUUCACAACAUUUAUACAUCCCACAACAUUCAGGAGCUUUCCUGUUACUCAAGCAAAGCAACACACAAACUCAAAAGGUGACCAAGGCUUGGUGCAUAUAGACAAAGGAUCCAGUAAGUGUUGCUUUGAUGAACAGGGGCACUAUCUAUAUUUGCAAUUCCAGCUAACAUUUGCCAGUGAUCUUUGUUAGUUGAUAUUUUUCUCAAGUUGACUAGAAACUAAAUAAACACUGUUGAUGUUGGAAGAACAUCUUAUGCUGGCAGAAAUGUCAGAAUGUAUAUAGUCAGCGGCAAAGCGUUUACAGUUAUAUACUGAUUCCAGUUGAUGAAUUUGUUUGAGUGACUUCUUCUUAACAUUUCUCCCUCAGAGAAGAUAUGACCCUCAGAACUGGAAUCAGAUACCCCACACAUACUACACAACUAUUUAUGAGUGUCUGCAUUACUUCUAAAACUGAGUGCUUUGCUUUUAGAUUUGCCAUACAUACUGUAUGUUCAUUUUCCUGAGGUUUUUGACUGUCCAUUAAAUGGGAAUACUGCAGAAAUGUAA
Molecule: messenger RNA, 1906 nt
Organism: Amphiprion ocellaris (clown anemonefish)
Lineage: Eukaryota; Metazoa; Chordata; Actinopteri; Pomacentridae
Gene: zfpl1
Product: zinc finger protein-like 1
Exons: 8
Coding region: 174-1163 (329 amino acids)
Cellular component (GO): Golgi apparatus
Source: RefSeq, a predicted model, not a curated record